Microthlaspi erraticum is the source of this 972-nucleotide messenger RNA. The record is from the annotation of a GenBank genome assembly. Lineage: Eukaryota; Viridiplantae; Streptophyta; Magnoliopsida; Brassicales; Brassicaceae.
AUGGAAAAGAAGAAGAAGAGUGAGAGUCUCAAGCUGGUGAAACUAAAAGACGCCAUUAAUCUCAUCAACCAAGAAGUUAAUCUGCUUGGUGUCGUCACUGAACGAAGAGAACGGUUUGAUCGUUGCAUAAACGGAAAGUUCCUCUCGAUCGAGUUGAAGCUUGGCCGGUCGAGUAGGUGGUCGAGCUGGUCUUCAAGAUGGCUUCCUCCUUCUUCCUUUGCGUAUCCAGUUGAGCUGCGUCCAUGCACCAAGUCCUUCCUUGCUCCUCACGUCCCAUAUGCUCCAAAAUGCUCCAAAAGACCUAUUUCAAAGGACCAAACAUGCAUAUCGCCUGAGCCUGAGAACUAUUGGUAUCGAGUGUGCGAAGGGCAGGCCUCGAAGUACGUGGAGAGGCCGUGGCAUUCGCUGUGGAAGUCGAAGCGGUUGAUGAACAUUGUGUCUGAGAUCAGUGGGAAGAUGGAUUGGGACUUUGAUGCAGUUCAUGUGUUGGAGCGUGGAGGUUACGGACGCCGACGCCUGCGAUUCGAUUCUUUGCCUAGUCUCGGUGAGGUCUAUGCAAAGAUUGUGCGAGAAGAACAGCGAUUGACCUCAGCAAAGGCUCGUGAGCAACAGCAAGAGGCGAUCGGUUUUGUCACUCGACGGAAAGAGCUCCCUACUUUUGUCCGUCCUAGCCAAACUGAGACUCGUUCGGACUCAGCCACUUCUAUUCGUCGUGAUCGCAACGCUCUCUGCAGUCAUUGUGGACGUUCCGGACAUGAGAAGAAAGAAGGUUGGCAGUUAGUUGGCUUUCCCGAGUGGUGGUUAGACAGAAACAAGAAUCCGAGUGGAGGUCGAGACAGAGGAGGAGGUCGUGGUGAUACAACAACUCUGGUCGUGGAUGUGGUCAGGCCAAUGCUGCACACGCCACAAGUUCCAACGCGUCUUCCUUUCCGGAGUUUACAGCCGACCAAUGGAAGGCUCUUUCCAAGUUGA